AUGUGGACGUCAAGCACGAGUAGUUCUUCCGCUUGGGACGCCAGCGCCUCUUUAUCGUCUCUGCUUAUUUUCCUGGCGUCAUGCGCUGCAUUGGCCCUGCUUCUGUCUUAUUUUGGGGCUAAGGCAUCGCCGCAAACACUGAGAGACCCUAUACCAGGACUGUUCAACACACUUCAAUUUAUGUCCAACAACGAAAAGUUCAUGGCCCGCGUCCAGAAUGCCGUCAAAGGAGGCCAAAACAUCAUCCGCUUCUACCUUGGCCCAAAGACAGUGUAUUUGGUUGCUGGGCCGCAAAACAUCAGGGCCGUAUUCGGUCGCGAGCUAGUGCAUGAGGUUACUAACCAGGAGCAGAUGACACGCUACGCGUUACCGACAUUGUACAAGAUGACACCCGAUGAAGUGCGGCGCUGGGAGACUGACCACUCAGGUGUCACAAAAACGCCCAUUCCUGGAACUGAAAGUGUGCCAUUCCGUCAACGGCUCUGGUAUAACUACGAACACAUUUACGCCGAGUAUAUCGGCAAGCCGCAGUACAUAAAGCCUCUGAUAAAGAUAUUCAAUGGCAACUUAGACCAGUCUUUGGACCAAUUUCCCACGAGAGAAUGGACCACCAUAAGUAUUCAAAAUUUGUGCCGCCAAGACGUCGCUCGGGCGUUGGUUAGUGCAUUGUUUGGACCCCGCCUGGUGCAGUUGAACCCUGACUUUAUCAAACGACUUUGGGAUUUCGACGAACAAGUUUUCCAACUAGUUCUUGGGCUACCUAGCUGGCUCAACCCGAAGCCUUCCAAAACACAUGAUCGCUACGUCGCCGCCAUAGAGCGGUGGUUGGAAAUCGUAUCGAGAGAUUUCAACUGGGAGAGUACAGAUGCUGAAGCAGACUGCGAGCCCCGUUUCGGUGGGCGUGCGGUCCGGGAGCUCUAUAUAUGGAUGAAAGAGACAAAGUGGAGGACUAAGGUGAUUGCUGCUACAUUAGGAGCACUAUGUUUUGCGCUUACCUCGAAUAGUAUACCGACCACGAUAUGGAUGCUGAUGGAGAUCAUUCAAGACCCUACUCUCCUUGAAGCUGUGCGAGAAGAAAUACGAACAGUUGCGACCAACGAUCCCAAGACGGGGAAGAUCACGCUCGACAGCCAAAAUCUAGUGGCGCUGCCGUUGCUGCAGUCCAUUUGGACUGAAACACUGCGGCUGCGUAUUAACUUCAACAUCGUGCGAGACGUCAAGCAUCCCAUCACGCUAAGCGGCAACACCAUCGCCAAGGGAGCCUUGCUGCAGGUCUCAAUGAUGGUGGCAUAUUAUGAUGAGGUCACAUGGGGUGCGACUGGUCAUCCUGCAUCCGAAUUCUGGGCGGAGCGCCACAUCAAAUACACAGAGGACCUGGACGAAGCAGGCAAGACCCACCGCAAGCCCAAAUACGCCAUGGCUGGUCACCCGACAUCCCACUUCCCCUUCGGCGGCGGUGCAAACAUCUGCCCUGGUCGCCAAUUGGCCAAGUUUGAGGUCUUUACCACGAUUGCUCUUAUUCUUCUGCGCUUCGAUAUUGAGCUUGUUGAAUGGACCAACCCAGAUGGGUCGGCCUCUAAGAGGGCUGCAAAGGGUGAUAAGCGCUACUGUGGAGCGGGCGCCAUGCCGCCGGAUCGAGACAUGAAGAUCAGGUUAAGACGUAUGUACUAA
Neoarthrinium moseri is the source of this 1671-nucleotide messenger RNA. RefSeq lists its product as uncharacterized. The coding region runs from base 1 to 1671 and encodes 556 amino acids. The transcript is spliced from 2 exons. The record is from RefSeq and is a predicted model, not a curated record. NCBI's taxonomy places the organism in Eukaryota, Fungi, Ascomycota, Sordariomycetes, Amphisphaeriales, Apiosporaceae. Gene Ontology annotation, molecular function: iron ion binding; oxidoreductase activity, acting on paired donors, with incorporation or reduction of molecular oxygen; heme binding.